Messenger RNA from Coniosporium apollinis CBS 100218, 576 nucleotides. Its product is annotated as proteasome subunit beta type-3. Gene Ontology annotation, biological process: proteasome-mediated ubiquitin-dependent protein catabolic process. The record is from RefSeq and is a predicted model, not a curated record. Lineage: Eukaryota; Fungi; Ascomycota; Dothideomycetes. Bases 1 to 576 code for a protein of 191 amino acids. Gene Ontology annotation, cellular component: proteasome core complex; proteasome core complex, beta-subunit complex. The transcript is spliced from 2 exons.
AUGACAGGCAAAGACUGCGUCGCCAUAGCCUGCGACCUGCGCCUCGGUCUCCAAGCGCUCACCAUCUCGAACAACUUCCCCAAGAUCUUCCCCUACAGCCCGUCCGUGUAUCUCGGGCUGACGGGUCUGGCGACCGACGUAUCCACCGUCGCCGACCUCUUCCGCUACAAAGUGAACAUGUACCGGCUGCGCGAGGAGCGACAGAUCGCGCCGCGCACCUUUGCGAAUCUCGUCAGCAGCAGCCUGUAUGAGAAGCGCUUUGGGCCGUACUUUGUGAGCCCCGUGGUCGCGGGCAUCGACGAUGGCGGGAAGCCGUUUAUCUGCGGGUUCGAUAGUAUCGGGUGUAUUGAUUUUGCCAAGGACUUUAUUGUCUCGGGCACGGCGAGUGACCAGCUUUUUGGGACUUGUGAGGGGCUGUGGGAGCCGGAUCUCGGACCCGAGGACCUCUUCGAGACCAUCUCGCAGGCGCUGCUGAAUGCGGUCGACAGGGACGCGUUGUCGGGAUGGGGUGCGCAUGUCUACAUCAUCGAGAAGGACAAGGUGACGAAGCGGUUGCUGAAGGGAAGGCAGGACUGA